AUGUCCGAGACGAGGAGAAGAGAGCCGCAUUUACUGUGUUUUUUUCUUGAAACUUAUAUACAUGUGUAUACAGUUGUUGGUACCGCGUUGAGUCGUGCUGACAAAACUGGUCUAGUCAAGCUGGACUUGACAGAUAGUCAAGCUGUCGAGACAUUCAUCCAAGAUCAUAAUCCUGAUGUUGUCGUACACUGCGCUGCUGAGCGCCGUCCUGACGUUGCCGAAAAGGAUCACGAAGGAACAUUAAAGUUGAACGUUCAAGUACCACGUACAUUGGCAACGUUAUGCAAAGCGCGAAAUGCCAUGCUUGUGUACAUCAGCACCGAUUAUGUAUUCGACGGAACAAGCCCACCCUACCAAGUGGAUGACAAGCCAAACCCACUCAACUUUUACGGGAAAUCCAAGCUGGGUGGUGAAGAAGCCGUUCGUGAAGUGGAUCCUCAGGCAGUUAUCCUACGUGUGCCCGUGCUUUAUGGCGUGACCGAAUACAACGGAGAGUCAGCUGUCAAUAUUUUGUUGGAUGUAAUCAAGAAUCGAAGCAAAGAAUGUGACAUGGACAACUUUGGUUUGCGCUAUCCUACUCAUGUGGAGGACAUUGCUCGAGUUAUUAAAGACAUGAGCGUAAAGCGCAUCCAGCAAGGUGACUCGAACAUUUCAGGAACAUUUCACUAUAGUGGCGAAGAAAUGUAUACCAAAUACACAAUGUGUGAAACCUUUGCCAAGAUUUUGAAUUCUUCCAUUGAUCAUAUUCGCCCACAGAAUGAGAUCUCCAGCUCGGCUGCUACCUCCAGACCAAAAGAUGCGCAUUUAUCCAACGAUCGUUUGAAACAAGUUGGUAUCGAUACCAAGCAUGUACCUUUCGAACAAUGGUGGACUACCUAUUUGACGUCGGCAUAA
Molecule: messenger RNA, 894 nt
Organism: Zychaea mexicana
Lineage: Eukaryota; Fungi; Mucoromycota; Mucoromycetes; Mucorales; Lichtheimiaceae
Product: RmlD-like substrate binding domain-containing protein
Exons: 8
Coding region: 1-894 (297 amino acids)
Biological process (GO): S-adenosylmethionine biosynthetic process
Cellular component (GO): methionine adenosyltransferase complex
Molecular function (GO): methionine adenosyltransferase regulator activity
Source: RefSeq, a predicted model, not a curated record